Messenger RNA from Bursaphelenchus xylophilus (pine wood nematode), 870 nucleotides. NCBI's taxonomy places the organism in Eukaryota, Metazoa, Nematoda, Chromadorea, Rhabditida, Aphelenchoididae. The record is from the annotation of a GenBank genome assembly.
AUGAAGUCGGCUGUGUUUGUUCUCCUCCUCUUAAAUCACUUGACGGAUGCUGAGAGUAGGUUCCCCCUGUCAGAAUCACACUUUUGCCAGAGUUAACAGCAUCCGUCGAUAUUCUCCGAGCUGGCGAAAAGACACCAGGAGAAAAGAUCGGAACUUUGAAACUUGUUCAGGAAGAUGGGAAGCUGAAGGUAGGUAUAAUAACUGAAGGAUCUCGUUUUAUCACAUAUAUGAAUAGAAUUACAAGUUUAGAUAGGCAUUACAUUAUACUUCCAGAUAACUGGAAAAUUAUCUGGAUUGCCUCCAGGACCACAUGGAUUCCAUAUUCAUGAGAAAUCUGAUCUGACAAACAACUGUUUGAACACCGGAGGUCAUUUCAAUCCAUUUGAAAAGGAUCACGGAGCUCCCUCUGAUGAGGAAAGACAUGCUGGCGAUCUCGGAAACAUCGUAGUCAAGGUAAAUAUUAAUCUUUUUUUGUAAGACUAUUCAAUUCUAUUUCCAUUUCUUUCUUGUUUCAGGAUGAUGGAACCGUUGAUAUUGCGGUUGAAGAUCAUUUGGCGAGUCUUGCAGGGAAAACAAAUGUUUUAAAUCAUGCAGUUGUUGUCCACGAGAAGGCCGAUGACCUCGGAAAGGGUGGUGAUGCAGGAAGCAAAAAGACUGGAAACGCCGGUUCUAGACUGGCCUGUGGAGUGAUCGGUAGAAAAUGAUUUGUGUCGCCUUCCUCUCUUCUGUCGCCUUCCUCUCUUCAGUCGCUGAUCCUCCCCGUUAAUUUUAUUUUCUUAAUCAAUUUUUUUAGCCUCUGGAAGUGGCGUCGUCGUCGUAUCAAUUGGAAUUACAGUAAUCUCAUUUUUAACAGUCCUACUUUUGCGUUAA